AUGCCUAAGAAUAGCAAAGUGGUAAAGAGAGAUUUGGAUGAUGAUGUUAUUGAAUCUGUCAAAGACCUCCUGUCCAAUGAAGAUUCAGUGGAAGAUGUUUCUAAGAAGAGCGAACUAAUUGUUGAUGUUCAAGAAGAGAAAGAUACAGAUGCUGAAGAUGGAUCUGAAGCUGAUGAUGAAAGGCCAGCUUGGAACAGUAAGCUGCAAUACAUUCUGGCCCAAGUUGGAUUUUCCGUAGGUCUGGGGAAUGUGUGGCGGUUCCCAUACCUCUGCCAAAAGAAUGGUGGUGGUGCAUAUCUUUUGCCGUAUUUAAUCCUACUUCUGGUGAUAGGAAUUCCACUCUUUUUCCUGGAACUUUCUGUGGGUCAAAGAAUUCGGAGAGGCAGCAUUGGGGUUUGGAAUUACAUAAGCCCUAAACUGGGUGGGAUUGGAUUUGCAAGCUGUGUAGUGUGCUAUUUUGUAGCUCUCUACUACAAUGUCAUCAUUGGCUGGACAUUGUUUUACUUUUCUCAGUCUUUCCAACAACCUCUUCCCUGGGAUCAAUGCCCCCUGGUGAAAAACUCAUCUCAUCAUUAUAUUGAGUCAGAAUGUGAAAAGAGUUCUGCCACCACCUAUUACUGGUACCGGGAAGCACUGGAUAUCACCAGUUCCAUCUCUGAAAGUGGAGGCUUGAACUGGAAGAUGACUGUCUGCUUGCUGGUUGCCUGGGUCAUGGUUUGUCUGGCCAUGAUUAAAGGCAUUCAGUCCUCUGGAAAAAUCAUGUAUUUUAGUUCUCUGUUCCCCUACGUGGUACUUAUGUGCUUCCUGAUAAGAUCUCUCCUUUUAAAUGGUUCAAUUGAUGGCAUCCGACACAUGUUCACCCCUAAGCUUGAAAUGAUGCUGGAGCCCAAGGUUUGGAGAGAGGCAGCGACUCAGGUCUUCUUUGCGUUGGGUUUGGGAUUUGGUGGAGUCAUCGCAUUUUCGAGUUAUAACAAAAGAGACAACAACUGCCACUUCGACGCUGUCCUUGUGUCUUUCAUCAACUUUUUCACUUCAGUCCUGGCAACACUGGUGGUGUUUGCAGUUUUGGGGUUCAAAGCCAAUAUCGUAAAUGAAAAAUGCAUUUCACAAAAUUCCGAGAUGAUCUUGAAACUUUUGAAAAUGGGAAACAUUAGUUGGGAUGUCAUUCCCCGUCACAUCAACCUUUCAGCUGUCACCGCAGAAGAUUAUCGUUUAGUUUACGACAUCAUUCAAAAAGUGAAGGAGGAGGAGUUUGCUUUUCUUCAUCUCAGCGCCUGUCAAGUUGAGGAUGAGCUCAAUAAAGCUGUGCAGGGUACUGGCUUGGCUUUCAUUGCCUUUACAGAAGCCAUGACACAUUUCCCUGCAUCUCCCUUCUGGUCAGUGAUGUUUUUCCUCAUGUUGAUAAAUCUCGGUCUUGGUAGCAUGUUUGGAACCAUUGAAGGGAUCAUCACUCCUAUUGUGGAUACAUUCAAAGUGAGGAAGGAAAUACUCACUGUUAUCUGUUGCCUCCUAGCAUUUUGUAUUGGCUUGAUAUUUGUGCAGCGCUCUGGAAAUUACUUCGUUACAAUGUUUGAUGAUUAUUCUGCUACAUUGCCUCUGCUAAUUGUGGUCAUCUUGGAGAAUAUUGCUGUAAGCUUCGUUUAUGGCAUAGAUAAGUUUCUAGAAGACCUCACAGAUAUGUUAGGAUUUGCUCCAAGCAAAUAUUACUAUUAUAUGUGGAAAUACAUUUCUCCUCUAAUGCUACUAACAUUGCUAAUAGCUAGCAUUGUGAAUAUGGGAUUAAGUCCUCCUGGAUAUAACGCAUGGAUCAAGGAGAAGGCUUCUGAAGAAUUUCUGAGCUACCCAAUGUGGGGCAUGGUUGUCUGUUUCUCUCUGAUGGUGCUGGCAAUACUUCCUGUCCCAGUGGUGUUCAUCAUUCGUCGCUGCAACCUCAUAGAUGAUACUUCUGGUAACUUGGCCUCCGUGACCUAUAAGAGAGGAAGAGUCCUGAAAGAACCUGUAAACUUGGAAGGAGAUGACGCAAGCCUCAUUCAUGGAAAGAUACCAAGUGAAAUGUCAUCUCCAAGUUUUGGUAAAAAUAUUUAUCGAAAACAAAGUGGUUCCCCGACACUGGACACUGCUCCCAAUGGACGCUAUGGGAUUGGGUAUUUGAUGGCAGACAUGCCAGAUAUGCCAGAGUCUGACUUGUAA
Molecule: messenger RNA, 2190 nt
Organism: Apodemus sylvaticus (European woodmouse)
Lineage: Eukaryota; Metazoa; Chordata; Mammalia; Rodentia; Muridae
Gene: Slc6a15
Product: solute carrier family 6 member 15
Exons: 11
Coding region: 1-2190 (729 amino acids)
Biological process (GO): L-leucine transport; sodium ion transmembrane transport
Cellular component (GO): plasma membrane
Molecular function (GO): proline:sodium symporter activity
Source: RefSeq, a predicted model, not a curated record